GCGGGGAGAAGCCCGCCAGCGCCCGGACAAAAGCCAGGUCCCCGGCGACUGCGGGAGGCUGGAGCGCUCCUAGCAGUGGGCGGUGACUUGCGGCCUGUAGCCUGAACGCCGCACACAGACUUUCUCGGAGAGGUAGCGCAGGGCCUUCUGUAGCCAUGUCGGCCAAGGCGAUUUCUGAGCAGACAGGCAAAGAACUCCUCUACAAGUACAUCUGCACCACCUCAGCCAUCCAGAACCGCUUCAAGUACGCCCGGGUCACCCCUGACACAGACUGGGCCCGGCUGUUGCAGGACCACCCGUGGCUGCUCAGCCAGAGCUUGGUGGUCAAGCCAGACCAGCUGAUCAAACGGCGUGGAAAGCUGGGCCUAGUUGGGGUCAACCUCACUCUGGAUGGAGUCAAAUCCUGGCUGAAGCCACGCCUGGGACAGGAGGCUACAGUUGGCAAGGCCACAGGCUUCCUCAAGAACUUCCUGAUCGAACCCUUCGUCCCACACACUCAGGAGGAAGAGUUCUACGUCUGCAUCUACGCUACCCGAGAAGGGGACUAUGUCUUGUUCCACCACGAGGGUGGGGUGGACGUGGGCGACGUGGAUGCCAAAGCCCAGAAACUGCUCGUUGCCGUGGAUGAGAAGCUGAAUCCCGAGGACAUCAAGAAACACCUGCUGGUCCACGCCCCUGAAGACAAGAAAGAAAUUCUGGCCAGCUUUAUCUCCGGCCUCUUCAAUUUCUAUGAGGAUCUGUACUUCACCUACCUCGAGAUCAACCCCCUUGUCGUGACCAAAGAUGGCGUCUACAUCCUUGACUUGGCCGCCAAGGUGGAUGCCACUGCUGACUACAUCUGCAAAGUGAAGUGGGGUGACAUAGAGUUCCCGCCCCCCUUCGGACGGGAGGCUUACCCAGAGGAAGCCUACAUCGCAGAUCUGGACGCCAAAAGCGGGGCAAGCUUGAAGCUGACUUUGCUGAAUCCCAAGGGGAGAAUCUGGACCAUGGUGGCUGGAGGGGGUGCCUCUGUCGUGUACAGUGACACCAUCUGCGACCUGGGGGGUGUCAACGAGCUGGCGAACUACGGGGAGUACUCGGGCGCCCCCAGCGAGCAACAGACCUAUGACUAUGCCAAGACGAUCCUCUCCCUUAUGACCCGCGAGAAGCACCCAGAUGGCAAGAUCCUCAUCAUCGGAGGCAGCAUUGCAAACUUCACCAACGUGGCUGCCACAUUCAAGGGCAUCGUGAGAGCAAUUCGAGAUUACCAGGGUCCCCUGAAGGAGCACGAGGUCACGAUCUUUGUCCGAAGAGGUGGCCCCAACUAUCAGGAGGGCUUACGGGUCAUGGGAGAAGUCGGGAAGACCACCGGGAUCCCCAUUCACGUCUUCGGCACCGAGACUCACAUGACGGCCAUCGUGGGCAUGGCCCUGGGCCAUCGGCCCAUCCCCAAUCAGCCGCCCACAGCGGCCCACACCGCCAACUUCCUCCUCAACGCCAGCGGGAGCACUUCAACUCCGGUCCCCAGCAGGACAGCAUCUUUUUCUGAGUCCAGAACUGAUGAGGUGGCCCCUGCCAAGAAGGCCAAGCCUGCCAUGCCCCAAGAUUCAGUCCCAAGUCCAAGACCCCUGCAAGGAAAGAGCGCCACCCUCUUCAGCCGCCACACCAAGGCCAUUGUGUGGGGCAUGCAGACCCGGGCUGUGCAGGGCAUGCUGGACUUCGACUACGUCUGCUCCCGUGACGAGCCCUCGGUGGCUGCCAUGGUCUACCCGUUCACCGGGGACCACAAACAGAAGUUUUACUGGGGUCACAAGGAGAUCCUGAUCCCAGUCUUCAAGAACAUGGCUGAUGCCAUGAAGAAGCACCCGGAGGUAGACGUGCUAAUCAACUUCGCCUCCCUGCGCUCAGCCUAUGACAGCACCAUGGAGACCAUGAAUUACACUCAGAUACGGACCAUCGCCAUCAUAGCCGAAGGCAUCCCUGAGGCCCUCACGAGGAAGCUGAUCAAGAAGGCGGAGCAGAAGGGAGUGACCAUCAUUGGACCUGCCACCGUUGGUGGCAUCAAGCCCGGGUGCUUUAAGAUCGGGAACACUGGCGGAAUGCUGGACAACAUCCUGGCCUCUAAGCUGUACCGCCCAGGCAGUGUGGCCUACGUCUCGCGUUCGGGAGGCAUGUCCAACGAGCUCAACAAUAUCAUCUCUCGAACCACGGAUGGCGUCUACGAGGGCGUGGCCAUUGGUGGGGACAGGUACCCCGGCUCAACGUUUAUGGAUCACGUGUUACGUUAUCAGGACACUCCAGGAGUCAAGAUGAUUGUGGUUCUCGGAGAGAUAGGGGGCACGGAGGAGUAUAAGAUCUGCCGGGGCGUCACGGAGGGCCGCAUCACCAAGCCCGUGGUCUGCUGGUGCAUCGGGACCUGUGCGGCCAUGUUCUCCUCCGAGGUCCAGUUCGGCCACGCUGGAGCUUGUGCCAAUCAGGCUUCCGAAACUGCAGUUGCCAAGAACCAGGCCUUGAAGGAGGCCGGAGUGUUUGUGCCCCGGAGCUUCGAUGAGCUUGGAGAAAUCAUCCAGUCCGUGUACGAGGAUCUUGUGGCCAGAGGAGUCAUUGUACCUGCUCAGGAGGUUCCGCCCCCCACGGUACCCAUGGACUACUCUUGGGCCCGGGAGUUGGGCUUGAUCCGCAAACCUGCCUCGUUCAUGACCAGCAUCUGUGACGAGCGAGGACAGGAGCUUAUCUACGCAGGCAUGCCCAUCACCGAGGUCUUCAAGGAGGAGAUGGGCAUUGGCGGGGUCCUCGGCCUCCUCUGGUUCCAGAAAAGGUUGCCCAAAUACUCUUGCCAGUUCAUAGAGAUGUGCCUGAUGGUGACAGCUGAUCACGGGCCUGCCGUCUCUGGGGCUCAUAACACCAUCAUCUGUGCUCGGGCCGGCAAGGACCUGGUCUCCAGCCUUACCUCGGGACUGCUCACCAUCGGCGACCGGUUUGGGGGUGCCCUGGAUGCAGCAGCCAAGAUGUUCAGCAAGGCCUUUGACAGUGGCAUCAUCCCCAUGGAGUUCGUGAACAAGAUGAAGAAGGAAGGAAAGCUUAUCAUGGGCAUUGGUCACCGAGUAAAGUCGAUCAACAAUCCAGACAUGCGCGUGCAGAUUCUCAAAGAUUAUGUCAGACAGCACUUCCCUGCCACCCCCCUGCUCGACUACGCGCUGGAAGUAGAGAAGAUUACCACCUCCAAGAAACCAAACCUUAUCCUGAAUGUAGAUGGUUUAAUUGGAGUCGCAUUUGUGGACAUGCUUAGACACUGCGGGUCCUUCACUCGGGAGGAAGCUGAUGAAUAUAUUGACAUUGGAGCCCUCAACGGCAUCUUUGUGCUGGGAAGGAGUAUGGGCUUCAUUGGACACUAUCUUGAUCAGAAGAGGCUGAAGCAGGGGCUCUACCGUCACCCAUGGGAUGAUAUUUCAUAUGUUCUUCCGGAACACAUGAGCAUGUAACAGAGCCAGGAACCCUAUUACAAUAAAGUGAUGAUGAGAACUCUUACCCUUGGGAAAUAGCCACAGACAUCUGGCACUGGAGCUUGCUUAAAGGAUGGGCCUGGAGUAUAAACAGCCCCCAGUGUACAGACAUUGAAGACCAACAUCCACAGGCUAACACUGUUCAGUCUACACAAAGAAGCUUAAUAUUUUUUUUUAUAAGCAUAGAAAUAAGAACCCAGCCAAUACUUGUGACAUUUGCUCUGCUACCUGCUAUAUUUAUUAUAUGGAAGCAUCUAAGCACUGUCAGGAUAGUGUUCUUCCUCAUUGGAGGGUGUUACAAAUGUUGCUUUCUUUUACGUUUUCCAUUAGCUUAAAAAAAAAAAAGGUUUUCCCUUGAAGGAAGGGAAUGAUACUUUUAAGACCUCAAGAUACUUUCUAUUUAAAGGACCUCUACCCCUAAUAUCUUAUUUUUUCCCUUUUCUUCCUCAUAUAACCUGAAUAGCAUUGUAUUAAUCUGAUUUUUUUUUUUUUAAGAUCUUUUUGUAUGUUGUGUGUUAGGAGUUUGUUUGGUAUCUCCCUGUUGCAGACCAGCGUCUGCUUGUGUCAGGGGGAAUGGGGCCACUGUGUCCUUAGCCAUUGUUACAGAGUAUGGGGAGUGGUCAUUUAAAAUGUAAACUUGUAACAUACAUAUGUUUAAAAUGGAAGCGCAAAGCAAAAAGCUGUGAAAUGUCUUGUGUCUUAUGUUCUCUGUAUUUAUGCACCUGACUUUUGUCUGUUAUUGACUCUUCUCCAGCCAGUUUGUAUCUGUAAUCCACAAAGAUUCCAGGCAGCUGCCACCUCAGUCUUUCCUCUGUAUUAUCAUAGUUUGGUUUAAAUAAACUCUAU
This is a messenger RNA of Budorcas taxicolor (takin), 4328 nucleotides long. RefSeq names its product ATP citrate lyase (gene ACLY). The coding region runs from base 156 to 3461 and encodes 1101 amino acids. Gene Ontology annotation, biological process: acetyl-CoA biosynthetic process; fatty acid biosynthetic process; tricarboxylic acid cycle. Gene Ontology annotation, molecular function: ATP citrate synthase activity. Gene Ontology annotation, cellular component: cytosol. The transcript has 29 exons. Lineage: Eukaryota; Metazoa; Chordata; Mammalia; Artiodactyla; Bovidae. The record is from RefSeq and is a predicted model, not a curated record.